Molecule: messenger RNA, 3009 nt
Organism: Coregonus clupeaformis (lake whitefish)
Lineage: Eukaryota; Metazoa; Chordata; Actinopteri; Salmoniformes; Salmonidae
Product: mothers against decapentaplegic homolog 6-like
Exons: 4
Coding region: 928-2502 (524 amino acids)
Biological process (GO): SMAD protein signal transduction; anatomical structure morphogenesis; cell differentiation
Cellular component (GO): heteromeric SMAD protein complex
Molecular function (GO): transcription regulator inhibitor activity; I-SMAD binding
Source: RefSeq, a predicted model, not a curated record
UGAUGGGAAUCAACCAAUGGCUCCAGAGCUUUCCUGGGGCCCCAGUGUGUGUACGGACGAGUGUAUCCGAAAAAGAAUAGCAGAGAGUGAGACUGGCAGUGAAGUAAUUCCAAUUUUCCUUUAAACCACUUCUGAGCAUUGAAUCGGAGGAGCUACAUUUGCAUCCGUGUGUUUGAGCAGCAUAAAAGCUCCAUGUAAACUUUUUAUUUCGGGUUUGCUAACGGAUUAUUGUAUACUACGGAGGAAAAUAACAUGGGAAUCUGAAUGCGGCAAGGAUUAUUUGGGAUUAUUUCGUGGUAAAGCAACUCCAUCGAUGUGCCGUCAGAAGGAUUCUAAAGCGAAGGAUUUAACUAAGGGUGCUCAAAGUCCAAGAAAAAAAAACUUUUGCUGUCGUUUCAUGUGGUAGCUAUAGCCUAGUUAUUGGAGGAAUAAUUAUGGUAUAGCCUAGUUAUUGGAGGAAUAAUUAUGGUAUAGCCUAGUUAUUGGAGGAAUAAUUAUGGUAUAGCCUAGUUAUUGGAGGAAUAAUUAUGGUAUAGCCUAGUUAUUGGAGGAAUAAUUAUGGUAUAGCCUAGGAAUUGCUGCUGGGAAGAUAUUCUUGGGGAAUUGUGUAGCCUCUGUAAAGACAAACGUUUUCAUUGAGUUGGUAGGCUAUAUGGUUAUAGGAAAUAACAGUCCAGUAAAUGCAUGUAUGUCGCAUUCUGUUUAGCUGUGUAAUCUCGUUACAUUUGACUUUGUUUAAUGCAACAUACAACCGUAAAUUACAUUCUAAUGCUGCGAGUUAGUCAUAAAUCUACGACCCCCGGCUGCGCAUGUAGUGCGCGCCGUUUACAAAACCUUAAUGUUGUGCGGAGACCAUAAAUCCAUGUGGAAUCCUCGCAGACCUGGACGGGAACAAUACGACACAUCCAAAACGGUCUAAAUUGUCGUAUGUUCAGGUCGAAACGCUCAGGUCUUGUACGGCGACUCUGGAGAAGCCGUUUAGUCCCAGACAGAGACGGCGGAGAUGGGAGAAGCAAACGAAGCGAGGGGUUUCGGAACGGUUCGUGUGGCAGUAACCCAGAAAAAAUUCCCAAAACGGAGCUCGGGUCGGUGACCCGUGCCUCGCCAUCUCUGGGAACUUUCGACGAAGUGUGCAACACAGACCCCACGGACAGCGCAGAGUCGGCGCCGGGGGACAAUUCGGACCAUGGUCAGGGGGAUGCCAUGUGUGUCCCCGUCCCCCAUCACCGAGGCUCUCAGCCAGAACACGAGAAUGACAGUAGAACGGUUACUUGCUGUUUGUUUCGAGACAGGGACCCUAGACCUCGGAGCCCCGUCUUGACCCGGGGUAUCCGAAACUCUAGUCCCCGCGAUGGAGGUAUCCUCAUGGGGCGGGAGGGGAACACUGGCUCGAUGGACGAGCAAGAACUCAAGAACGUUACCUAUGCUCUUUUGAAAAGACUCAAGGAGAAACCGCUGGAUGCCUUGUUGGAGGCGGUGGAGUCGAAAGGAGGGAUGCCCAGUGACUGUGUUCUGGUACCCCAGACGGAGCUGCGUUUAGGUGGCUACUCGGCAUCUCCCCCGUUUCUGCUCUGUAAACUCUACCGAUGGACUGACCUGCACCACUCGACUCAACUCAAAGCGCUGUGCCACUGUCAAAGCUUCGGGGCAUUGGACAGCAGUGAAACGGUGUGCUGUAACCCCUAUCACUACAGUCUCUUGUGUGGGCCAGAAUCACCACCACCCCCCUACUCCCGACUAUCUCCCUCAGAUGAACACAAGCCACUGGAUCUAUCAGAUUCAACACUUUCAACACUGUCGUACACUGAAACUGUGGCCCCCCACUCCCCCGACGUCGCGCCAAGGCUCUUCUCAGACCCCGGUACCUCCGUGGGCUCCUCGUCCUCCUGCGGGCGGCGUUCCCACUGGUGCAGCGUGGCCUACUGGGAGCAGCGGACGCGGGUCGGCCGCCUCUACCCGGCCCACGAGCCCUCGCUCAGCAUCUUCUACGACCUACCUCAGGGCACGGGCCUCUGCCUGGGCCAACUCAACGCCGUUGCCAACGCUAGCAACGGUCACCACCACGACGGUGGCGCCGGUCACCGUGGCAACCGUAGUCACCGUGCCGGUAGCGGCAGCAGCAGGACGGGUAGCUGUGUCCAGCGAACGCGCAACAAAAUCGGCUACGGGAUUGUCCUAAGCCAAGAACCUGAUGGGGUGUGGGUCUACAACCGUAGCCAGCACCCAGUGUUUGUCCACUCGCCCACCCUGGACCUGCCCAACCCAGUGAGGGGACUGACGGUGAGGAGGGUGAUGCCGGGCUACUCCCUCAAAGUGUUUGACUAUGACAAGUCCAGCUGGAUCCUGCAGCAGGGCAUGGAGCCCCCUGGGGGCCUGGAGGGCCCCUACGACCCCCACAGUGUGAGGAUCAGCUUCGCCAAGGGCUGGGGCCCCUGCUACUCCAGACAGUUCAUCACCUCCUGCCCCUGCUGGGUGGAGGUGCUGCUCAAUACCCACAGAUAGCACACGGACUAGGAAGACAAGACAGGUGCUGCUCAAUACCCACAGAUAGCACACGGACUAGAAAGACAAGACAGGUGCUGCUCAAUACCCACAGAUAGCACACGGACUAGGAAGACAAGACAGGUGCUGCUCAAUACCCACAGAUAGCACACGGACUAGGAAGACAAGACAGGUGCUGCUCAAUACCCACUGAUAGCACACGGACUAGGAAGACAAGACAGGUGCUGCUCAAUACCCACUGAUAGCACACGGACUAGGAAGACAAGACAGGUGCUGCUCAAUACCCACUGAUAGCACACGGACUAGGAAGACAAGACAGAGGGAUGGAUGGAUGGAUGGAUGGAUGGAUGGAUGGAUGGAUGGAUGGAUGGACAGGCAUACACAUGGAGAGACAGACGGAAAAACACAAAUACAGUACACGUCUUUACUUACACAGGUGCUCACAGGCAUAUGUACACACACACACACAUACACACACACACACACACACACACACACACACACACA